AUGGAGCCUUUACAAGAAAAUCAGGAUGGGUUAGAAAAUGAUAAUGAUCCUAAUAAUGUAAUAGAUAUGGAACCUUUACAAGAAAAUCAGGAUGGAUUAGAAAAUGAUAAUGAUCCUAAUAAUGUAAUAGAUAUGGAACCUUUACAAGAAAAUCAGGAUGGGUUAGAAAAUGAAAGUGGUCGAAGUGCUCGAUUAGAUAUAGACGUUUCUACAGAUGUUGAAGACAAGAGAAUAUUACUGGAGUGCGCAGUGGAUUCACUUAUAGACAGUCUUAGAUUUCCAAAUAGACACUGGACAAAAGAAACUAUUAAAGGGACAAUCGAUAACUUAUUUAAUAAAAUUUUGCAAGCCAGGGAUAGAGCAACUUUGAUGUAUUUUGUCAAUAAACUGAAGAACGAUCCAGAUAUAAAGAAGAAAUUACGUGAAUGUGAGGUUGAAAUGCAUGAUACAUUCCUGUCUAUAAUACAAGAAUAUGACGCAAAGAACUUAUCCAUCCAGAAAGGAUCUGUUUGUUUUCUCAUCGGUUUUUCGAGCGAAAAACCAUUGCAGAGAUUCCUUGGUGAUUUUUGCCGACGAGACAAACUUUUCAUCAGAAAUAUUUCUAAAAUAUUUCUUAGUAAACGUUUUUUGGGUAUUUUUCAAAUACCUCCAGAUAUAGUUACAUGGAAAGCGUCUGGGAUUAAAAUUUAUAAAGGACCAGAAUUGCUGCAAGAAGAAUAUUUGGAAGUUCCAUUAGUAGGGACAUACAAAGAUAUAGAAAAUGAUGAAGUGGAGUUCUCGGUCUCGCGAGGCCUCGGUGAUAGUGGACAGUGUUGCGCUAAUAAGUUCUCUGAACUGAGUGAUGACGAGGUGUCGGUGUUAUUCUGUUUUCUGUGUUCUGACUCCGGUCCUCCUGACUUCACUGACACAGAGAGGCUGGAGUUGCUUAAUGAUAUACGACAGGAAGUGUACCGUAAAUAUAAUCCUGUAACACGUGAGGAAGCACAUCAGACUCUGGACAAACUGAAGUCACGUGAUUACCUUUGGGGAGAUCAGGAGAAGAUAACGGAGGACACAAAGGACGAGACAAUGUAUAGGAUAGCAUCAGUAGACAGUGGUAUACCAUUCUGUUACAGUAGUUAUGACACAGCCAGUGUGUACCUGAGAUCAGAGGAAUACAACAGAAAACCUGGAGAGAAGUGUGUCACUAGUAGUGACAGUUUCUGUGAUUUCUUCCUGAUACGCCGUCUACAGAUGAACGUACUGAGUCACGUCACCAUGGAGGACACGAGUAUAUAUGAUGACAUAUACCAGAUAUGUAAAUACCAUACCUAUCCACCAGAAGCCCGGUGUCUAUUGUAUUGCUUAUUGUUAACUGAGAAUUAUCAGGUGAAUCUCAAUGAACAAUCAGAAAACAGUAUAAAAGACAAAAUCAGAGACAGAUAUUUCCCUGAUAUUAAUGAUGACGGUUCGGUAGAGCUUCCUGAUGAAAUCACAGAGACAUGUGACGGUGUGAUAACCUUUAUAUCAGACGACAUCCGACAUGAUGUCAUGUACGCCUUUGUUACGGAGUGUCUGGUGGAGGACAGUGAUCUGGAGUUUUUCCUGACCACGGCGUCUCGUGACGUUAUAUCAGAAUACUGCCGGUCCUGGGAUUAUGAGAGGAGUGAGGGAGAGAGAUGUCUUUAUGUACCGGACACACCGGGGAAGAUGUUCAACCUCUUCAUAAACAAUCUACAGCUGGAUAUCAUCACACACUGUACCGUGUCUGACAAGGGGAUUCAUUACAGGAUCAGUAGACGUUUAAACAUACCAGAGGAAAUUUUGAAAUGGGAUUUGAGUGCCAGAGAAAGAUUUGCUGAGAGUCUCCGCCAAGGAAAGGUUAAGAUGUUCCGUGCAAGAGGAAUGAUUGUGGGAUGCGCAGGCGCAGGUAAAACAACUCUUCUUAGAAAGCUCCAAAGGAAAUACAGAGAAGAUAACCAAUCUACAGAGACAACUGUCGGUCUAGAGGUCUACGAAGACUUGUUUGAAAUUAAAGAUGGCACUUUACAUGAUUUCAGUGUUAAUGCUGAAGAUUUUAAUGAUCCUUUUGAAAGAUUUCUACGGCUUAACAAGGAGGAAGAAGGAAAAGUUAUCCAAGGUAUUCAUCUUCACAGCAGCCGCGGUACAAAGCUGAUCAGUAUGACAGACUUUGCCGGACAAGUAGCUUAUUAUGCAUGUCACCAGGUUUACUUGUCACGGAGAGCGUUUUAUAUCGUGGUUAUUGAUAUGUCAAAGGGUUUAGAUGAAGAAGUUAGACUUUAUGACACUGAUCGCCAUAACCCUGAGGGAUCUUUGUUUCAUUCCUGGAAAUAUAAAGACUAUUUUCAUUUCUGGUUGCAAUCCAUACAAACAUACUGUGAUAUCGGAAAAACACACACAAUCCAGGAAACCAUGGAGUCAAAAGCCAGCUUUCAUCCUGUUAUUAUUGUUGCUUCCCAUGCAGACAAAGUGCUGAAAGAGGAUAUGCUGAGAACGUUUUACGAUGAACUGGAGAACUGCUUAUCUGAUGAUCAAUCUUUGAAACAUCUUAUAUCUCCAAACAGAUAUUUUAUUGUCGAAUGUCCACCAGAUGAAUUGUCGCCAAAACAACAGGACUCAAUUGAAUGCCUCAGAAAAUGUAUAGUAGAAACUGUAGAAAAGAUGCCACAGUGGGGAGAAAUAAUUCCUUUGAAAUGGGCAAAUCUUGAGAAAGUCCUGAUGCAGAUGAAAGAGAAUGGAAAGAAAGUUAUUUCAGUACAACAAAUAAAAGAAUUAAACAAUACGGAUUUACCUAGCGAUAGAGAUCUUGAUGAUGGCCUUAGGUUCCUACAUGAAAUAGGUCAAAUCGUUUAUUUUGCUGAGGAGAAAAUGAAAAAUGUUAUAAUUAUUGAUGUUCAGUGGUUUGUCGAUGCUUUCAAAUACAUCAUUACUGAUGAAAAACAUCUAGCUAGAAUGGUGAGCAAAAAUAAAUUGAUUAACACAGGAAGAAUAACUGAAUCUGAACUGAGAGAAAUAUGGGAAUGUACUAGAGACAGCUCUUAUAUUCAGCAUAAAGAUAAAAAUUUACCAUACAUGGACAAACUUGGAUUAAUGACAGAAAUUCAGGAUGAUCCUAGCGGUAAAACUUAUUACAUCCCAAGCAUGAACAGAACUGAGCUUACUGAUAAAUGUAGAGAUGCAAUCAACAAGGGACAGAAAACAUCCAUUAUGGUGUUCCAUUUCAAAACGUACUUGCCUCAUUUUUUCUUCUUUAGGUUGGUAGUAAACUGCUUUAGGGAAUGGAAGGCACUUGAUAUGGCGUUCAUUUGUAAAAAUGCAGCAUUCUACAUGGUAGAAGAUGCGAGCCACUACAUUGCAAUUGCCGUUAACAAAACGUCAAUCCAGUUACAGGUUUUUACUGCAGAUAAAGAUAUGGAUCUGCAGUCCCAAUGCGUCAUACAGAUCAGAAAUACAGUGGAACGUCUAAUUGACGAAAUAACGCAAACGUUUCACAGACACAUUGAAUAUGAGAGGGGGUUUUCUUGUACAGAUAUAAACAUUACAGAUGAGGAUGACGAGUAUUUUUUGAAGGAAAGUCAAAUUGUAGGAAUAAAAACAAUCACUGGAAAAGAAGAAAGACCGUGCCCGAAACAUGUUCUCCAAAACCCGCAUGAUAUUAACAAAUCUAAAAUGAUGCAAUUCUGGUUCAAAUAAAUCGUUACUUCCUUUUUCACAUUCGUAAAAAUAAGAAAGACGGUGGAGAGUCUGAUUACAGAAAUAACGCAAACUUUUCACAGAGAUAUUGAUUAUAAGAUUUGAUUUUCUGUCAGAAAAGAACAUUACAGAUGAAGAUCAAGAUUUUUUUUUAUUGGUGACGUUAUGAAAGUAAAAACAAGUUCUGGUAAAUAGCCAAGGCCUUGUCCAAAGCACACCAUGGAUUACACUCAUCAAUUUGACAAACAAGGUA
Molecule: messenger RNA, 3946 nt
Organism: Saccostrea cuccullata (small rock oyster)
Lineage: Eukaryota; Metazoa; Mollusca; Bivalvia; Ostreida; Ostreidae
Exons: 12
Coding region: 1-3693 (1230 amino acids)
Source: RefSeq, a predicted model, not a curated record